This is a messenger RNA of Raphanus sativus (radish), 1104 nucleotides long. RefSeq names its product transcription factor bHLH147. NCBI's taxonomy places the organism in Eukaryota, Viridiplantae, Streptophyta, Magnoliopsida, Brassicales, Brassicaceae. The record is from RefSeq and is a predicted model, not a curated record. Gene Ontology annotation, biological process: regulation of DNA-templated transcription. The transcript has 2 exons. Bases 210 to 854 code for a protein of 214 amino acids.
AGGAUAUUGAAUCACAUGGGGGAGAGAAGAGAAUGACGACGAUGGUAAAACUAAAUUUUAUAAAGUUUUUCAUUUUCAUGUGUAUAAAAAUGCGAUUCUUUGCUUUCCUUUCUUCUUACUCUCCACAUCCUUUCUGACACCUCACCUCUCCCACCACCUCCGUUCCGUUCCGUUCUCCAAAAAAAAAAGAGAUUUGAUCGGCGAGAUUAAUGGACUCGAAUCAGACGACGACCACCACGAGCUCUAGCUCCGAUCUCUCUCACCGUAAGCGCAAGAAGAAAUCUCCACCGUCUCCGCCUCCUCCAUCGUUGCAGAAAUGGAGAUCGGAGAAGCAGCAACAGAUCUACUCGACGAAGCUCGUCCAAGCUCUCCGCGAGCUUCGAAUCAGCCAGACACCUUCUUCACCAUCCAACCCUCGCAACGGCAGAGCCGUGCGCGAAGUCGCCGACAGGGCCUUGGCCGUGGCGGCGAGAGGCAAAACGCUCUGGAGCCGAGCGAUUCUAUCCAAAGCCGUUAAGCUCAAAUUCAGGAAACACAAACGGCAGAGGAUCACGGCUCCUUCGGCGUUGACUCACCCGGUAAUCGCGACCGGGAGUAUCAGGUCAAAGAAACAGAGAGGGGCGACGGUUAUGAGGAUCAAGGCCAAAGGACUGCCAGCUGUACAGAGGAAAGUCAAAGUUCUUAGCCGGUUAGUUCCCGGUUGCCGUAAACAGACGUUACCGGUGGUUUUGGAAGAGACCACUGAUUAUAUAGCUGCUAUGGAGAUGCAGAUUCGUGCCAUGACUGCUCUUCUCUCCGCCGUCACCUCUCCGACAGAACAUGAAGAGGAGGGACAAACACAUGUGCUUGGUUAGUUGGCCAAACUGUCUUUUUCCUUUUUCUUUCUUUUUUUCAAUUUACAAAAAAAAACCAAAAAAAAAUGUUUCUCAUUUAUUUUUUCACUGUACCGUUUGCGGUUUGAAUAUUUUACUAUUUGUCAUUUUACCAUUUCAUCAUGUAUAUCCAUUUUUAUCUUGAAUCUCUCUCUGUGUUACAGUGAUUGAGCUCUGUAAUCGUAAUAAAUUUCAGUUUAUUGAUAAUCGUGGAAGUACAUUUCAGUUUCAA